AUGGCGUGCGCGGGGAUGCUCGCCGUGUGUCUGCUCGGGCCGCCCGCGGCCCCGGAGCCCCCGCGGACCCCCGCGCCAGCCGCCGGCCACGCGCUCUUCCAGGACGUUUUCCGCAGAGCGGACAAGAAUGAUGAUGGAAAGCUCUCAUUUGAAGAAUUCCAAAAUUACUUUGCUGACGAAGUUCUCAGCCCAGGAGAGCUGCAGGAGCUGUUCAAUGGCAUUGACGGGCAUCCCACCGACAAUUUAGAAACGGAGAAACUGUGUGAGUACUUCUCCAGACACCUGGGUAUCUAUCGGCCUGUGCUGGCUGCUCUGGAGACACUGAACCGCGCGGUGCUCACGGCCAUGGACGCCACGAAGUCGGAGUAUGAGCAGGCCUCCAAGGUGGACCAGUUUGUCACACGCUUCCUGCUGCGGGAGACAGUGAACCAGUUACAAGCCCUGCAGAGCUCCUUGGAGGGAGCAUCAGAUACUCUGGAGACCCAGGCCCGUGGCUUGCGGUGGGAUGAAGAGGACACGGAAGUGCAGAGCAGACCCCGUGGCAGCCGGCGCGCAGUACGCAGGGCUCUGAGGAGUGUCAGUUGGUCACCCACCUGGUCUGGAUCCUCUGACAUAGGCCCCUCACCAGGGCAGAGCUCAGAAGCUGAGUUGCAGUGGCGGCUACAGGUCAACCGUCUUCAGGAGCUCAUAGAUCAGCUCGAGUGCAAGGCCCCUCGGCUGGAACCUCUGCGUGAAGACGACCUUGCCAAGGGCCCCGAUGCGGUGAGCCCAGGGAGGGCCAGGUCACCGGGUGUCAGGGUUGAGGGACACUCCUGGAGUGAGGGACUUAAGGGGCAAGUUGCCUACCCAACUCUUCCCCAGGCCUGGCAGCACAUCCUUGUGGCUCAGAGACAGGUGCAGGUGGCAGAGGAUGCCCUGCAGGACUUCCACCGUGCCCUGUGCUGCUAUGUGGACUUCACAGGGGCCCAGAGCCAUUGUCUGCAUGUAUCUGCCCAGAGGAUGCUGGACAAUGGUUCCUUCACCCUGUAUGAAUUCUGGCGGGACGAAGCCUCCUGGAGAAGACACCAACAGUCACCGUGCAGCAAGGCCUUCCAGCGCAUCCUCAUCGAUCACCUGCGGGCCCCAGACACCCUCACCACUGUGUUCUUCCCAGCUUCCUGGUGGAUUGUGAAUAAUAACUGAGCCUGGUCUGCUUAAGCCAAGGACGCUGUGGCCCUGACUAUUCUUCUAGAGCCUUCUGCACCGGUCAUCUCUGCACCAAGACGAAGGACCCUGGCCUGCUGAUCUCAGACCAGGAGCUUGGCUGACUGACUAUGGAGUCCAGGGAUCAGGGACUGGGCCACUUGCUUUUUAUUUAUGUAUUGAUUUUCUGGUGGGUUUUAUUAUCUGUAGCUGCUAAAGCACCUGGGUUUCCACCUGGCUCAGGAAGCCCAAAUUCUUGUCUUUUCUUCCCCUGCCUUGCUGUGGGACCCAGGCAGGCCCCUUCCCUCUCUGGCUGCCUCGGGGCUGGGCAUGCUGCUUUCAUUCUGUUAUCUUGGGGCCAGGUUUCUGCUCUUUCCUGACCAGUGGCAGAACCAGGGCUGAUGCUCAGGGAACCCACCCCCUAACUCCUGGAACCUUGGUCUCCUCAGCCUGGGCUCAGAUCAGUCUGAGGGUGGGGUAAAGCCCUGGGUGCCCCUAUCACCCUCCUGGGCCAGCUCUAGAAUUUCUCCCUCCCGGUGGCUGCACCAGAGAUCUCUGGAGGAUCCUGGGUUGGUUUGCAUGUCAGUUGCAUUUCACUUGCAUGUCAUCUCCCUAACCAUUCUCAGGGCACUGUGGGAAGCCCCAAGAUGACCGUGCAAAGUAGCAAUAACUUGGGCUUAGAGUGGCCUCCUGGCCCCAGAGACCUCUGGACCCUAGCCUGGGACCCCCGUACAGAGGCAAUAAAAGGUGGUGGUCACCUCUGGCAUGGCCUUUUCUCUCUUGGCAAAGGCAGGCUGUGGAGCCCAGACUGACCAGACAGAAGACUCAGGGCAGGAAGCCUGCCUUUAGAAUCAGUUGCAGAAGAGCCGGGCGUAGUGGUGCACAACUUUAAUCCCAGCACUCGGGAGGCAGAGGUUGGAGGAUCACCGAGAGUUUGAGGCCACCCUGAGACUACAUAGUGAAUUCCAGGUCAGCCUGGGCUAGAGUGAGACCCUACCUUGAAAAGCGAAACAAAACAAAAAAAUCCGUAGCAGAAGCAGCCACACCUGCAGAAAGAGAAAAUGUGUUCCCCAGGGCCUCUAGGCAUUGCAAAUGAAUUUCAGAUACAUGCACCACUUUAUGCAUCUGGCUUUACAUGGGUACUGGGGAAUCUAACCCUGGGUCAUUAGGCUCUGCAAGCAAGCAGCACCAUUUUUAAGUGUCACUAUUGGUCACCUCUCAGUCUUUCCUAAGUCGGACACACCACCAUGGCAGGACCAUCAUUAUUGGGUUUCCUUUCUUUCUUUCUUUUUUUUUUU
This is a messenger RNA of Jaculus jaculus (lesser Egyptian jerboa), 2480 nucleotides long. It is a transcript of the gene Necab3, whose product is annotated as N-terminal EF-hand calcium binding protein 3. Gene Ontology annotation, molecular function: calcium ion binding. Gene Ontology annotation, biological process: regulation of amyloid precursor protein biosynthetic process. NCBI's taxonomy places the organism in Eukaryota, Metazoa, Chordata, Mammalia, Rodentia, Dipodidae. Bases 1 to 1182 code for a protein of 393 amino acids. The record is from RefSeq and is a predicted model, not a curated record. Gene Ontology annotation, cellular component: Golgi cis cisterna; cytoplasm; endoplasmic reticulum. The transcript is spliced from 13 exons.